This is a messenger RNA of Chelmon rostratus (copperband butterflyfish), 2314 nucleotides long. It is a transcript of the gene wasf3b, whose product is annotated as WASP family member 3b. Gene Ontology annotation, cellular component: cytoskeleton; SCAR complex. The coding region runs from base 109 to 1578 and encodes 489 amino acids. The transcript has 9 exons. Gene Ontology annotation, molecular function: protein kinase A regulatory subunit binding; actin binding; Arp2/3 complex binding. Gene Ontology annotation, biological process: actin cytoskeleton organization; positive regulation of Arp2/3 complex-mediated actin nucleation. The record is from RefSeq and is a predicted model, not a curated record. NCBI's taxonomy places the organism in Eukaryota, Metazoa, Chordata, Actinopteri, Chaetodontiformes, Chaetodontidae.
CUGGGGACACAGGAUGGAAGAGCUAAUAGGAGUAUCUAACGGGACAUGCGGACGGGCUGAAUUCUUCUAAUAUUCCAAGUGCUGUCUUUGUCGGUGUGAGGCCUCGCUAUGCCGCUGGUGAAGAGGAACAUCGAGCCCCGUCACCUCUGCCGAGGGGAGCUCCCCGAGGGCAUCGGCAGCGAGCUGGAGUGUGUGAUGAACAACACGCUCUCUGCCAUCAUCCGUCAGCUCAGCAGCUUGAGUAAACAUGCGGAGGACAUUUUUGGCGAGCUGUUCAACGAGGCCAACACCUUCUAUCUGCGUGCCAACUCUCUCCAGGACCGCAUUGACCGGCUGGCCGUCAAGGUCACACAGCUGGACUCCACUGUAGAAGAAGUUUCCCUACAAGACAUCAACAUGAGGAAAGCCUUCAAGAGCUCCACCACUCAGGACCAGCAGGUGGUGUCCAAGAGCAGCGUGCCCAAUCCUGUCCGAGAGAUGUACAAUCUGAGUGACAAGCCUCCACCGCUCAGCAUCCUCUCAAUUUACCGGGAUGACCACAAGGAAGCACUAAAAUUCUACACUGAUCCCUCCUACUUCUUUGACUUGUGGAAGGAGAAGAUGCUGCAGGACACAGAGGAUAAGAGGAAAGAGAAGAGGAAGCAGAAGGAGCAGAGGCGUUGUGUGGAUGGGACAUUACAGAGGGAGGUGAAGAAGGUCAGAAAGGCGAGGAACCGUCGGCAGGAGUGGAACAUGAUGGCUCUGGAUAAAGAGCUGAGGCCAGACCAUCGACACACCAUACACCGAGACAGAGGGGCCUCCUCUGAGGGCUCAAUGUCACCAGAGAACAGGGGUCACGGUGCUGAUCAGCACCACUACCCCAAUUCCAUGAACCAUGCUGGCCAUGCCCACACCUACUCCGGCCCACCACCCAGCGUCCUGGCUGCUCAGAUGGCUGCCGGACACGGCCCUCGUGGAGGAGGCGAGCAUGAUAGUAGAGGCAGGACUAUGAUGGCAUAUCAGGGUGGGACUCUGGGCCGCUCUCACCACCACCAAGUCCCACUGCCUCCUCCACCCAGUGAGUCUAUGAACGGUGGCUCCAUGUCCCUUCCACCAAUGGACUACAGUUUGGAUGGCUAUGCCAACACUGGUCCCCCUCCCCCACCUCCAGCCCCUCUCAUCCCUUCUGCCCAAACUGCCUUCGCCUCACCUCCUGGAGGUCCGAUGCCUCCUGGGCCAAUGGCCGGCGCUGGUGGCUACGCUCCGCCUCCACCACCUGUAUCUGGAGCCCAUGCAGCCCCACCUCCCCCCGGUCCUCCACCUCCUCCCCUUCCAGCUGGUGCCUCCCACAUCACAACCCACAAGAUGCCCUCCUCUGCACCCGCUGAGGCCACAGUGGUCAACGAUGCCCGCAGUGAUCUGCUGGCUGCUAUACGUAUGGGCAUCCAGCUGAAGAAGGUGCAGGAGCAACAGGAGCAGCAGGCUAAGAGGGAGCCAGUCGGAAACGACGUGGCCACCAUCCUGUCGCGACGCAUCGCCGUGGAAUACUCCGACUCUGAGGACGACUCAGAGCUGGAGGAGAACGAUUGGUCGGAUUAACAUACUUUCAAAAAAAGAAAAUAUUAACCACUGAAGAUACACACACAGUAACACAUAACACAAACAAUCAGCUGAUCUCACACUCACUUGAAAGAAUGCCCACUGUACCGCACCCACAGGUUGUCACACACUGUUGCUGGAAACACACACACAUACACACCACACCUACACACAAUCACAUGCUGUAGGUUGAUAUAAGCUGAAUGGUCCAAAACUGGAAAUCUGGGGGUGUAUUCAAGAUGCAUAAACACUGUAAAGACACUAGUUAUAUACUGUAAUGCUGACCACUCUCCGAAACAUUAACAUUCAGUUUAAAAUAUAUAUUUCAAAGCAUUGUGAAUACACCCCAGUGGCUGUUUCUCUUCUCUAUAACACUAUAGACACCCCGUGAAGGUGCUUAUUUCAUGUAUAGUCGAAGCUUGAGAGUCUUAGAAGAAUUAGAAACUUUCCUCUUGAGCUAACCAACGUGCUUGUCAUUUUUUUAAUGUUUUUACUGAAACACUUGCCAUAGAUCAUGAGGUGAGUUUUUAACAUGACAAUUAAGUGAAGAAGUCAUGGACGAGCUCAGUGGAAGCGUCACUCGAUGAUGAUGUAUGCAGGCUGCUGAGGGAGCGAAUGGGGAAAGCAACUGAAAUGCUGCGGUAAAGAUUGAUGAGAGGGUGAUAUGUAAAAAGUCUUAUUGAUCAUAAAUAUGAGAAUUGAUUGAGCCAUCUGCGUCUGCAAUCGAUCACUGCUG